This is a messenger RNA of Sciurus carolinensis (gray squirrel), 1225 nucleotides long. RefSeq names its product chromosome 1 C1orf210 homolog (gene C1H1orf210). The transcript is spliced from 3 exons. NCBI's taxonomy places the organism in Eukaryota, Metazoa, Chordata, Mammalia, Rodentia, Sciuridae. The coding region runs from base 71 to 583 and encodes 170 amino acids. The record is from RefSeq and is a predicted model, not a curated record.
CCUUCUGGACCUUCCUCUGGGUUAGGGGUGGGGGUGAGCCUGUCCCCAUGAAAACUUGGGAAGAUGUAGAAUGAGCCCACCCUGUGGGAGGUGCUGCUCGCUGCCCAGUGCUGCCCAGCCCUCCUUUACCCUCCCCUUCCCUCCCCUGCUGCUUCCGCCCCGCCCGCCGCCUCCCCAGGACAGAGGCCCAGGCUGUCCUUCUGGCAGAGGUCGAGGCUCACUGACGUCAUCAGGCCCUUCCAUGAGCGAGGCAAACCAGACCGGGGUGUGGCUCUCAGAGCUCCCGACAGUGUCAGCCGAAGCCCCUGGACCGGGCACUGGGGGCCGGGCAUGGCCUGUGCUGGUAGGGGUUGUGCUGGGGGCUGUGGUUCUCUCUCUGCUCCUUGCACUCGCCGCCAAAUUCCACCUCUGCCGCCGCUACCAUGCCAGCUACCAACACCGCCCACUGCCCAGAGCAGGACAUGGGAGCCGCCUGGAGGCGGGUGAAGAUGAGGAUGAUGAUGGUUUCAUUGAGGACAAUUACAUUCAGCCUGCGGCUGGUGAGCUGGAGACCGAGGGGAGCAGGGACCACUUCUCCCUCUGAGCCCCGAUCUAUGGUUACUCCUUCUUCCCUCCAUGCCUGGCAGUUUUAAGGACAACAGAUGCUAAAUGGGAGCCUCAAACCUCAGGGACAGAGGAUUCAACCAACCACGGGUUGAAACUAUGUGUGGAAAGAUCCAAAAAGUAAGGGGACAAGGACUUAAAGGUUGAGCAGGAGUAACGCAAUCCUCCCCUUCCUGACACUGCCCAUCAAGUGACAAUGAUUUUCUCUUGCUCAAUAUCUUGAAAUGACUCCUUGCUGUACCUGGGAAAAGCCUAACAACCAUAGGAGUAUGGAGAAAAAGGUCCUCUGUGACUGGCCUCCGUGGUCUCUUGGUUUCUUCUGCCUUCCCCAACUUUACUCCCUCCUUAAUUAGAUGAAGUUUUUGCUCAGGUUGUUCCUAGGCCUGGGUUGCCCUAUCCUUCUCUAAGUCCCCUCUGACAGUGAUGAAAAUCCUAGCCCACAGGCCCCCUGGGCCUGCCUGUCCACCUACUAACAUUGCAGAUGUGCCCGGAUGGUGCAUCUGAGCAGGUGAAAUCAGUGCCAAGUUUCCUAGUGAAUAUCUUUCUUAUCAAUAAAGUGGGUGAUCUGGUUGUAAUAUAUUAUGUUUUUCACAACAAUUAAUAAAUCUAUUUUCAUUUUGAA